Molecule: messenger RNA, 932 nt
Organism: Cylicostephanus goldi
Lineage: Eukaryota; Metazoa; Nematoda; Chromadorea; Rhabditida; Strongylidae
Source: the annotation of a GenBank genome assembly
AUGGCUUCGCGAUCUUUAGCACAAGUGGGUCGCGUCGCUACGACCCGCUUGUUAAGAUCUAACCUACAACGGAUUGUUCUGCCAGCUACAGCCAGUGUGCGUCAAAGUUCCACUACUACUGACAAGAAGGGCGUCCAUACUUCUGUCGUUGCACAAGCACAACCGCAAACCCGAACUGACAAAGAAAUCGCUCUAGAUGUCCGGAUCCUAAUUUUUCCGUUCAAGGCACCGAAAUCGUCAAGCUCUGGAUCUAAGGGAAGGAUUGUAGCAGUUAUCGGUGCCGUCGUUGAUGUACAAUUCGAUGAGAAUCUGCCACCUAUUCUUAACGGUCUUGAAGUUACAGGACGUAAACCUCGCCUCAUUCUUGAAGUCUCACAACAUCUUGGAGACAGUGUUGUCCGAUGCAUUGCUAUGGACGGAACUGAAGGUCUCGUUCGUGGACAAGAAGUCGUUGACACCGGAGAUCCAAUUAAGAUCCCUGUCGGACCAGAAACCCUUGGCCGUAUCAUGAACGUUAUUGGGGAGCCCAUCGAUGAACGAGGUCCCAUCUCAGCUAAACACAUGGCUCCUAUCCACGCUGAAGCCCCAGAAUUCGUCGAAAUGUCUGUCGAGCAAGAGAUUCUUGUGACUGGAAUCAAGGUCGUAGAUCUGCUCGCUCCCUACGCCAAGGGAGGAAAGAUUGGACUUUUCGGUGGUGCCGGAGUAGGAAAAACUGUACUUAUUAUGGAGCUCAUCAACAACGUCGCCAAAGCUCACGGAGGUUACUCUGUGUUCGCUGGUGUUGGAGAACGGACUCGUGAGGGUAACGAUCUGUACCACGAGAUGAUUGAAGGAGGUGUCAUCGAUCUCAAGGUGAGCACUUUUAUAUCGUUUCCCUUCUUGUCCUUAUGGGUACCAGUUUUUUCGUUAGUUGCUGUUGUACGGGUUUGAGC